This is a messenger RNA of Nicrophorus vespilloides, 636 nucleotides long. RefSeq lists its product as uncharacterized. Lineage: Eukaryota; Metazoa; Arthropoda; Insecta; Coleoptera; Silphidae. The transcript has 5 exons. The coding region runs from base 20 to 595 and encodes 191 amino acids. The record is from RefSeq and is a predicted model, not a curated record.
AAUUCAGGUUCAGUCAACCAUGGCACUCUUGACGCGAUUCUUCUUUUGGUUUUCUGUCCGUUUGGGUUCCAUCAUCGUAGCAAUUAUAUCACUGGUGCAAGCUUCCAUUUGGUUAAUGAUAACUAUAAUCAGUUUGGAUAAUAAAGAAGAUCUAGUGGAUUUUCUUAGAAAAACCAUUUUAGUAACAGAGGGGCCCAUAAACAAAUUUAUUAACGAUCCGAAAGUGGGUCUGAUAAUAUUUGCUAUUUUCUUCACAUUGUUGAUAAUUUCCUGCCUACUUACAAUUUUGGGAGCAUUGAAGUGCAAUCAUCUAUUGGUUUAUCCGUUCCUAACUUUAUUUUUUAUCUACAUAUUAUUUAUGCUACUAAUUCAUGUUUUUCUGAUGCUGGACUUGAAACACAAUAACAACGGUUUGGGCUCGCUGAUUCUUUACAGUAAUCUGGGAGCAAUCGUGUUACUUAUUCUGUUAUAUCAUUGGCUCACUGUGCUGAGUUUCGGCCAAAUUGUUAAGGAGCUUCAGAAAGAGAUCGACGAGCGGAUCGAAAUGCGAGAAGAAUUCAAGAAGCGUUUUAUUGGCCACUUUGAAGAUUUCUAAAUUAAUGGAGUAUGAAUGCAUCCUAUUUAUUAUAGUUACAU